AGACAACGCCGCCACACCAAAACGAAAGCCGCAGGCGCAAGGUGCGUUCGAAAAGUACGUAGCGAUGGCGGAACGGCGCUGUGUUGUGACGUCGGUGCAGGGACCCCACCCACUCCGUUCGGAUAAUGCCAAUAUCUUUUGUGAGUGUGAGUGGCGGUGCGGGCGGGCGUGACUCAGGAGGGGGUGACUGAGAGUUGCUUUCACGUGCCCUUACUGAGAACGAUUACAUAUGUCUUUCGGCACAAACCGAACGCAUCACGUUCGCUGGUUCUGCUUCUGUGUCGUGUAUCGAUCUCUGCUGCUCUGCUUGCUCUUUCUUCAACGUGUUUCGGUGGUUUGUGUUCUUUUUCUAAGAUAGGAGGCUGUAGAGUAGAUGCACGCAUAUGUAAAAUUUACGGACGGUUGGCAGCUGAUAUUGCCAACGUCUUUGAUCAGAAGCUUCUCGCCCCGAAAUGACGAAGACUUCGACGCCACCCGGAUAUACGAGGCCUACUGGGUGUCGGACUGCGGCGAUGAAGAGGAUUAUUACGAUGCUCACGUGCUCCUUCUGGGCGAGUCUGUGGAUGACCUCCUGAAGAAAAUGCAGACAAAACGGUACCCCAUUCCAAGGAUUGUCGGUGGAACAGCAAAGCUCGUAGGACCAGUAGGAAAGAAAGUCCAAGACCUCGGUCACAAGGAGAAGAGAAAACAAAAGGAAAUCGGAAAGAAAACAAGGCUGCAUGACAUUGCCGCUGAUUUCAGGAAAAAGCAGAAGAUCAAGCAGACGGAGACACCCAGCCGCUACCAGAGUGACAUGGUACCCAUCACUGUCCUCAGGGAAAAAGAGGAAGUUAUAAAAGAACUAAAAAAAUAACUGGCCAAAGAA
Molecule: messenger RNA, 865 nt
Organism: Ixodes scapularis (black-legged tick)
Lineage: Eukaryota; Metazoa; Arthropoda; Arachnida; Ixodida; Ixodidae
Product: BEN domain-containing protein 5-like
Exons: 4
Coding region: 374-853 (159 amino acids)
Biological process (GO): negative regulation of DNA-templated transcription
Molecular function (GO): DNA binding
Source: RefSeq, a predicted model, not a curated record